AUGGAGGGUGGGAGAACGAAGGGUGAUAAAGUAGAGGGGGUGUGUUGGUAUAAAUUUAGGAGGGGUGAUCUUAUUGGAAUGAAUGAGAGAAUGGAGGUGAGGGAGGGUGUGUGUGGGGAGAGUGAAGAAGCGGUCCUAAAAGAAGAUAUGCUUCAGCCAUGCGCUUACACACACAAACACGUGCGCAUACAUGCAUGCAAAUAUAUAUAUAUAUAUAUAUAUAUAUACACGUGUGCGCACGUGUGUGUAUGUGUGUGUGUAAGCGCAUAUUUGUUUGUCGCUCCGUGCACGCGGUUGUGCCAAUGA
Messenger RNA from Trypanosoma brucei brucei TREU927, 306 nucleotides. RefSeq lists its product as hypothetical. Lineage: Eukaryota; Euglenozoa; Kinetoplastea; Trypanosomatida; Trypanosomatidae. The record is from RefSeq and is a predicted model, not a curated record. Bases 1 to 306 code for a protein of 101 amino acids. The transcript has a single exon.